AUGUCGCAGAAGAAGAUAUUCCUGUUCUUCGUCGCCAUCAGCACUGUCAGUCUUCUGCUGCACCAUGGGGGCCACUUGAGCUGGACCAUGGAGGCCUUCCACCUCGGUUGUCCUGCUCUCCGCUCACACCCUUCCCCUGGCCUGAAACCUAAGCACACCAAUGUGGCCUUCCUCAAGACCCACAAAACGGCCAGCACCACCAUGCAGAACCUGCUUUUCCGCUUCGCAGAGCGCAACAACCUCACGGUGGCGUUGCCUGUGCAGACCUGCAGCCAUCAGUUCUGCUACCCACGCACCUUCACCUCUCACUUUGUCCACCCACACACGCUACCCCCGAACAUCAUCACCAGCCACAUGCGCUUCAACAAGGCAGAACUUCAGCGUCUGAUGCCCAACGACACAAUAUAUAUCACAAUCCUGAGAGAGCCCGGCUCCAUGUUUGAGUCUUUGUUCAGUUACUACAACCAGUACUGUCAGAGCUUCAAGAGGGUCCCCAAUGGCUCGCUUGAGGCUUUCUUAGAGGAACCCUGGCGCUACUACCGACCAGAUGAAAAGGACUCCAUGUAUGCACGCAACACCUUGACGUUUGACUUGGGUGGAGACAAGGAUCGCCCAGCAACAGAUGUGGCAUAUGCACGGGCUUUUCUGGCAGAGGUGGAGCGAGUUUUCUCCCUAGUGAUGAUUGCUGAGUAUUUUGAUGAGUCGCUGGUCCUCCUUCGCCAUCUCCUCUCCUGGGAUCUGGAUGACAUUCUGUAUGUUAAACUCAACAUGCGUACGCCAAGCUCAAAGCGGAGUCUGACACCAGGACUUCCUACUAAGAUCCGUGCUUGGAAUUCUGUAGAUGCACGUCUCUACGAUCACUUUAAUGCCUCACUGUGGCGCCAGCUGUCAGCUCUGGGGCCAGCCUGUGUGGCAAGGGAGGUGCGACUCCUUCGGCGAGCCCAGGAGAGGCUAAUGAGAAGCUGCUUCGGUGGGCGGAUGCCACUUCUCCGCUCAGCUGCACAGAUCAAAAACAAGGAUCUCCGCCCCUGGCAGCCUAGUGGAAAAGUCGACAUUGUGGGUUAUGACCUCCCAGUAAAUCUCAGCCGUGGGUUUUCGAGCCAGGCCCAGGAGCUCUGCCUCAAGCUCAUCAUGCCAGAGGUCCAGUACACACGGGUGCUCUUACGUUCCCAAUCACUGCGCUACCGUCGAGGCUACCAGCUCCGGCCUCCACAGCAGUCACAUCCUGUCCAGCAGCCAAUACGCGCAGUCCUGCCUCGGCAUCUGCAAGUUCAACGCAGCCAACCGCCCCCAGCAGCCCCUGGCCCUGCAUCAGGAACAGGGUCCACCUCCACCUCAAAGCCUGCUGCAGGAACUCAAGGUCGGACCACAAAGUUAGGCCCUAAAUCCUCACAGACCCAGGCCUCAUAGACUGAAAAAUAGAAACUUGAAUAGAAACUGAGUGCCCAACAGACUGCAUUGUUCUACCCAUCCUGACCUUUGAGACAAUGGUGCUUGGUUGGUGGGGGGCGUGGAAAGAGAGGAUGCUCCUGAGAAAAUGUCUGCGUUGUUCUUGAAUCAAUUUCUCUACUGUCCCAGAGUUUGUGACAAAAUAAAUGAGGAAAAAGGGGGGUUAGACAUAUUUGGACUUGAUCUUGAAUCUCUCCCCUCUCUGGUCAGUGAAAGAGUAUCAGGGCUGGCAAACACAAGGUUGGGAGAAGUCUACAGUAGGACUCGACUCAAUUGCACACCUCUGCACGCCCGGCCACAGUGGAUGGGUGAAAGUGGUUCUUUGAAGCAAAUCUGUUAUGUGCGACCAGGACUCAAUAGGGAAGUGCCGAUAUUGGGCCUAUUGUGAGGCACAGAGUAGGCAUUGUGUGUAUCACACUGGUUAAGUGUCAUGUUACUUGCUUUCAUUCUCGGUUUCUCAAGCUCUGUUUCACCUUCUCUCCCUAACAUAUCCCAUUUAAAGUCCUUAAGAGAGACAUAAUGACAUAAAGGGAUCAGCUGUCAGGCUUCCAAAGAGCCUGCUAAUAAGAGGCCAGACAGACAUUGAGAUCACAUCCAGCCAUUAAUACAACAGCACAAUAAACAACUCUUCUUUUCUUCUUCUUCUCUAAACUGCAGACCCUAAAGCGAUGCGGAUCUUAUCCAGAGGAUAACUUAAAGACUGCUGGGUACUUAAUGUGGCCACCCAUUAUCGCUUUGACUCACAUACAGAUUGAACGCACACAUAAAGCAUGUCCCUUCAGCCUUGGACCUCCAGCUGAGAUCACAUCUUGCAUCGUAGAGACUUUGCAUUGAAGGCAAGGUUUCUGGAUGAGGGGUUUUAUUUAAAUCUUAGCCGUUAUUGCAAUAAGAUCUCCAGACCUACGUUCUAUAUGAAAGGCAUGGAUUUAAUAACAUACCAGCAACCCCAUGCCGCACACAUUGGCACAAACAAAAAUGUAAAACAACUUGACAUCACAAAGACCUGAAGCCUGUGGGUUGGAGUGUUUGAAUAUUUUAUCAUAUCCUCUAAACGCCCUCCUAUGGCUCAUGUUCUUGGGUUACACGGACCUACAUUUCCAUUUAUGAAGGACCAGGCAAAAGCUGCUUAUUCUGAACCCGGAAGCACAGUAGGGCAAAGCGAGCGCAUCAGGCUGGUGAGCCAGCUGGGUUGGCCGGGAUCUUAAAAUGUCAUCACUUAUCUCAGCUGUGAUCCCUUUUUAAUGCAUUCUGCUCAUAUUUAAUGUGUCAUUUAUGUUCUUAUGUUUAUUCCACCAGUGAUCAGCAGGAUCCUUCUAAGUAACUGGGGGGCGGAGUGUCUGUGUAUAUUUGUGUGAGUGUGUGAGCCAGGAAGUGGUUCUCUGCUUCAUGUUGUAUUUUUUUCCGUGGCCAGCCAAGUUGGCAUGGCAACAGGAUGUAAUGUGUGUGAGAUUCAUUAAAACGGUGUAUUAUUUAUUAUCCGGACUUGAAAGAGUCCCAUUACUGUAUUUUUAACUAGUAUUUUUCAUGAAGCACUGGAUAAAAACUGUUCUUUGCCAUCGAGUUAGUCGACCCUCUUGUGUUCAGCGUAACACUUCAGGCAACAGAGAUGGAACAAGGCAUGUGGCAAUGAUAUAAAAAAUUGAUUUUAUACAUGUUUUACAUAAUGCAAAACUACAAAGACCACUUCUGAAAAACGCACAUUGAAACAAGUGUAGGCGCUUUAAAAUUAAUCUUUAGUUCAGCAGUGCUUAAGUGCUCCGCCACACAAUGCUUUUGUGGUUGGAGUCUGCCGCACUGUAGGUUACAAUAAUGAAAAACACACAAACCGCUGCUGCUCAGACAGGAAUAAAAAGUGGAGCUGGUGGAAAACAGACCUCAGCAGAUGAUAAACAGUUUCAUGAAGUGGUUGUGAAUAUUUGAAUUCAAAGUGUGCUUAUCUGAAUUUACCGGGGAACCUCAGCUUUGAAAGCACGAGUUGCACAGCAGUUUUUAUUUAUUUACAGGUAUUUGUGUUGAACCAUGUGUUCAGAUAUGUGGAAUAUUUCUUCAAGCUCCAUAAACACUGUUUCCAUAAAGGAUAAAGCUGCUGCUGUUCUAUAUUUUUCAAAGAUCCAAAUAUGACUUUUUUUUCUAGGACAAUAGAAGUCUAUGACACAAUGGAAGAAGCUGCAAAAGGCUCUCCCUACACAUCCAAUAUGUGUUUGUAGGAUCCAUUUAUUUUUGGCUUUGGUCUUUUCAUGGAAAAAUGUAGAAGAUCACCAGCCUUAUCCUUAGAAUCAGUUUGUUGAUGAUGCUGAUCUUCAACUAUAUUUUAAUUAGUUUGAAAUCAGCUGCUACAUGUAAAAUAAAGCAUUUUGUCUUUGAAUGAAACUCCUGAAUUGCUUUAACCUGCUGUAAAAUAACAAGAAAACACUGAAUGUAUGUGUUUGUCUGUCACU
Messenger RNA from Micropterus dolomieu (smallmouth bass), 3887 nucleotides. RefSeq names its product galactose-3-O-sulfotransferase 3 (gene gal3st3). Lineage: Eukaryota; Metazoa; Chordata; Actinopteri; Centrarchiformes; Centrarchidae. The record is from RefSeq and is a predicted model, not a curated record. Gene Ontology annotation, biological process: glycolipid biosynthetic process. Gene Ontology annotation, cellular component: membrane. Bases 1 to 1410 code for a protein of 469 amino acids. Gene Ontology annotation, molecular function: galactosylceramide sulfotransferase activity. The transcript is spliced from 2 exons.